Molecule: messenger RNA, 2134 nt
Organism: Cyprinus carpio (common carp)
Lineage: Eukaryota; Metazoa; Chordata; Actinopteri; Cypriniformes; Cyprinidae
Product: protocadherin gamma-B7-like
Biological process (GO): homophilic cell-cell adhesion
Cellular component (GO): plasma membrane
Molecular function (GO): calcium ion binding
Source: RefSeq, a predicted model, not a curated record
AAGGUAUAGUCAUUCUCUUCACUGCCGGACUUCACAAUCCAAGCAUCACUGACAGUGAAUUGUGGAAAAAGAUGGCCUUAUUCACUAUGUUAAUUAUUUUAGCUUGUCUGCAUGUUGACAGUUUAAGGGGUGCUGUUGGUUCUACACAGAUAGACUGUGUACAUGGUAGCAGUAGAAAUCUAGGCAGGGUCGAUGAGGGAUAUGGAGGAGGAGUUCUAGAGACUAUCACUAAUAUCAGCCCGGAUGAUCGUCUAGUUCUGGAGCCAUAUCUCAGUGCUGUUGCUAUAAAAUAUUUGGAGCUGGUUUACACUGCUGGAAGCUCAACCGCUACUGUACGGAUCAUCAAACCACUGGAUGCUGACGAAAUAAUGAUGUAUGCAGAUGCUUUUUAUUAUUCAAUCACCUGCGUAGGAGGGGCAAAAAACAUCCGGACACUUAUUGUUAUGGAUAUAAAUGACAACCCUCCAGUCUUCCAGACCAAAUCAUACGGCAUCACAGUGUGGGAGAGGAUUGCUGUGGGUUCAACUGUGCUCACUGUGUCAGCUACUGAUAAUGAUGUAGCUGCACUAAACAAAAAAACUCUAUAUUCUAUUCUGCCUCCAGUACCAGACGAAUUUGAACUGAGUUAUGAUGGGCCAAUGAAUGAAUGUAACAUCAAGUUGACUAAACCUCUGAACUACAACAACGUUCAACAUUACAAAUUCAUCGUGAAAGCUAGAGAUGUAGGAGCACUCAGUGACACAAUGAUAGUUGCAAUAGCAGUUAAAGAUGAGGACAACCUAAACCCUUAUUUUGACCACUGUCUCUACAAGGCAUCCAUUGAGGAAAAUCAGGUAGGACACUUCUCAGACAUCACUCCUGAGGCCAUAAAAGCUCAAGAUGGCGACAAGGGCAUCAACACGUCUGUAGUUUACAGCAUAACGACAGUCAUUCCAAAUAAAUACCAGAACAACUUUGAAAUUGAUGUAAACAGUGGAGUCAUCUCUGUGACGAAGGCGCUAGACAGAGAGGAAACAGAGCAGAUUUCUGUUUUCAUACAGGCAGCUCAGCAGAAUGAUGCCAGGAAGACAGCUGAGACUACGGUACUCGUCACCAUUGUGGAUGUGAAUGACAUUCUGCAGAAAUUUGACCAGGGGGUCCAUUCUUCACACUUUGCUUAAUACAUCUGAGAAGAUUUGACAGAUGCCAGAUCUUUUAACUCUGAUAUCUGAUCUCUUAAAACCCUUAUUUUGUGUUUAAAUUCAUUGUGCAUCAUAAAAGCAUUUUGAGAUUUGAGAAGUGGGUCUGCAUCUCCUGCAAUGUAUUAAAGGCACCUGCAUAAAAACACACUGUUCAAAUCAAUGCAUGGCUGAGACAAACUAUGUAAUGUGCACAGCGAAAUCCCCGUUGUCAAAUUAACACUGCUGGCUGUCUAUAUGGGUCCAAACUACAGAGUGUUAAAAGUAACACUGAAGCGGUGUUGAAGUUAAUAAGAUAAUUAAGUUUUUAAUUAAGUGAUGAUUGAGCAUUAGUGAUGAACACCUGCUGUUAACAAGCAGAAUAACUGAAGAGAAACAACAACAACAACAACAGAAAAAAAGAGAAACACAACAACUACAACUGAGUUCCAAUCACAGGCUUAUAUGAAAUCAACUGAAAUAAAAGACAUUAAAUCUUAGCGGAGGAGGAUUAAACAACUCCACAAACCAGCUUCAAUCAUUACUAACCAGACUUGCUUGUGACUUGAGAGUCCCACCUUUGGUUGUAGUUCUUGUUUCUUUUUCAUUCAAUGAUUCUGCUUGUUAUCAACAUCGUUUCUUCAAAUAAUCAAACAAUCAUCACUUAAUUAACCACUUAAGUACCUAAUUAACUCUAACACUGCUUCGGUGUUACUUUUAACACCCUGCUGGUGGUUCUCAUAUGUACACAGAGCGAUGUUGAUUUAACGCCGGGGAAUUUACUGUGUUUACACACCUGGAGGUGUUCCAGAAAGCAGGUUAUGUGACAUACCUGGGUAUGUUUAAGAGUAAGCAAGCAGAUAAACUCAACUUUCGGUUCCAAAAACGGAGGUAACUGCUCCGGAGUAGGUUAUGUUUCAGUGUUAGCUUACUUCAGAGCUGCAUGCUCUACUGACGAGACUCCAGUGGAUGUGAGA